UUAAAGUUCAUGAUGUUGGCCAAUUCGUAUGUUUUAAUCACAGUUCUGGCAUGUGUAUUUUUGUUUGCACGAAUUGCUAAAAGUGAUGAAGAGAGUUGUCCAUUAACAGCGUGUCCACAAAUUGAGUACCCGCCAUCAUGUAGAGUGACUUAUUUUGCUGUACAAAAUGGUCAGGUCUGUCAGUUGUGUGAUGACUGCAUUAAGAAAACCAAUGUUAAAGACGAGACAGGCUGUCCAAUCAGGGCGUGUAACAGAAUGCAUAUCCCUGCUGACUGUAGAAGAAGGAGGUACUACGUGUUUAACGGGAGGAUCUGUGAGGACUGUCCACAGAAUACAUGUAGAUAUUAAUUAUUUGUAAUUAUGUAUUCAAAAUAAACAGUUAGAAUACG
Molecule: messenger RNA, 389 nt
Organism: Mercenaria mercenaria
Lineage: Eukaryota; Metazoa; Mollusca; Bivalvia; Venerida; Veneridae
Exons: 3
Coding region: 10-348 (112 amino acids)
Source: RefSeq, a predicted model, not a curated record